Molecule: messenger RNA, 1011 nt
Organism: Perca fluviatilis (European perch)
Lineage: Eukaryota; Metazoa; Chordata; Actinopteri; Perciformes; Percidae
Gene: ngfa
Product: nerve growth factor a (beta polypeptide)
Exons: 1
Biological process (GO): nerve development; positive regulation of collateral sprouting; negative regulation of neuron apoptotic process
Molecular function (GO): growth factor activity; nerve growth factor receptor binding
Source: RefSeq, a predicted model, not a curated record
CAGACGGCAGCCAAUCACAGAGCAGGACAGCAACAGACAGCUGCGGGGGACCACCAUUGUCCACAGGAGUAUCACAGGACCAGCCAUGACAGGACCAAGAGGCCCCAUCGGGCAGCUUCACACACCCAGGAUAAGAGCCCUGUCGUUGGGCACUCUAUGUCGGAUUCCCCCCCUGAUCCCUCCAUCCCAGUGGUGGAUCCCAAGCUCUUCACCAAGAGACGUUACCGCUCCUCGCCCCGUGUUGUCUUCAGCGAGGUGGCCCCAUCACAUGAUGCCCUGGAAGGUGAGGGCUAUGACAUUGAAGGGGUAAGGGGGGUGAGGGUAAGGCGCAGAGCAGGAUCGCGCAUCAUGCACCGAGGAGAGUACUCGGUAUGUGAAAGCAUAAAUACCUGGGUGGGCAACUUGACACGAGCAAUAGACAUGGGUGAGAAUGAGGUGACAGUGCUGCCCAACGUUACAAUCAACAACGUGGUGAAGAGACAGUUCUUCUAUGAGACCACCUGCCGUUCCCCUACGCACAGAGGCUCCGGGACUGCAAAUGGGGGACGGACAGGGGGACGGGGUGGAAAACAGGGUCCAAGAUCUGGCAACUCGGGCUGUCUCGGCAUUGACAGUCGCCAUUGGAACUCCUACUGCACCAACACACACAUAUUCGUAAGCGCCCUGACCAUCUUCAAGGAACGGACAGCCUGGCGUUACAUCCGCAUCAACGCUGCAUGUGUGUGUGUUCUCAGCCGGAAGUCUUGGGCGGGACGUCUGGGGCACUGACCGGGGAGGACGACUCCUGACCACUUAAAGGACAAUUCUGGCGCAAAAUGAACCUAGGGGUUAAUAACAAAUGUGUACCGAGUCGAUCAUUCACUGGGAUAUGUUUUCAUGCUAAUCAAAUGUGUCUCUAGGUUGAAACAAGCUGCUAAAGCUAGCUUUCGGGGCAGAGGGUGAAUCGCUAUUUUAUACCACUAACAAGGCUAAAAAUAUCACCACACUUCAAUGGUAGCAUAAUGAGGGUCC